CGGGCGGCAGAAGAACAGAACGCGGAUCGAGCAAAUAAUUUUGCAUCACUCUGACUAGACCCAUCAGCUAGCAAAGGAAAAAUGAGCAAGCCUUCCCAUAGAGUAGUGCUUGCGAGGCUUGUUUUAUACCUAAACUUGCUACUUUGGCAGGUUUUGGAACUCAAAUCCCAGGCUCCACCGCCUCCACCGCCUGCACCAGAACUCCCAGAUGAUGAAGUGCAAGCUCUCAGAACCGUGAGAGACAAGUUGGGAUUGAAGGCAGCGACAUUUAUAUAUAAUACAUAUUGCCAGGGUCGUGUCUUCACUUACGGUUAUUCCUUCCGUUGUAAUUGUACCUACGACAACAACAGGGUUUGUCAUAUCAUAAGCAUCUCCAUAAACAACUUAGGUUUAACUGGAGUUAUACCAGAUGAAGUGGCUGAUCUUCGGUACCUGGAGUCCCUCGUCCUAUCCGGCAAUAAACUUUAUGACUCCAUACCAGCUGCAUUGGGGAACUUGAAUAAUCUCGAAACCUUGGAUCUAUCAAGUAAUCAACUGACUGGCUCAAUACCAGACUUGGGAGGAUUGCAGAACCUUAAGUAUCUAUAUCUACAGUACAACUUGCUGCAAGGCUCUAUACCACGAACCUUGGGUUCACUGGAAAAUCUCCGGCAACUGUAUCUCCAGUUUAAUAGGUUAUCGGGCUCAAUUCCUGAUGAAUUGGGAAAUCUCGUCAAGCUUAAUAUGUUGGAUAUUUCUGAGAACCAGCUCACUGGUCCGCUUCCCAAAACACUUGGAAAUUUGAGUUUCCUCAACGGCUUCUGGGCCAUAGCCAAUUCCUUGAGUGAUAAAUUUCCGGACACUUAUGGGAACCUUACAAGGCUAACACGUUUUUAUAUAUCCGGGAAUGAUAUCUCUGGUCCAUUACCUGUUGACAUCAUAAAGAACUGGACUAAUAUCCAAGCUCUGUCACUCAUGGGAAACAAUUUUAAAGGAAAUUUGACUGAAGAAGUAUUCAAUUUGCCAAACCUUGAAUAUCUGAUGGUAAGUGACCUGGAAGAUGCUACUUUCGAGCUACCAUCAAACAUUACGAAUACCAACUAUGUUUAUCUGGUACUGAGGAACUGCUCAAUCAUUGGUUCAAUCCCCAAAUACAUUGGUGAUCAAAUGACAUCUCUAAAGCACUUAGAUUUGAGUUUCAACAGCUUAACUGGUGGACUCCCAGAGUAUAGGAAAUCAGAUUUACUUGUUUACAUGUCUUUUUCCACAAAUAUGCUUAGUGGGAUGAUACCUGCUUGGAUCCUUGGGGAAGUCCAAACUAGGAUAGAUCUAUCAUUCAAUGAUUUGUCAGCAUUGGACUCUGGAGUACCAACAAACCCAGAUCUGAACUUGUUCGCUUGUUGCCGCAACUCCUCAGCCACUGAACCAGAAAUGAGGGAUCCAUUAGAAAUGAUGAAUACAUAUUGUCCGGGAAAGGAAAAAAAAUACCAUUCUUUGUUUAUUAACUGUGGUGGUGGAGAAACAACUGUUAAUGGAGUUACUUAUGAGCAAGAUAACGCCACAGCACCCUUCUUCACAAGUCCAAAUAAAAACUGGGCUUAUAGCUCUUCUGGAAAUUUUUUGGAAGGAAAUGCCAAUUCUAGUGAUUACACCAAGAACAUGACAUGUGGAGUUUCUGUUGCCGAGGCACCUUUGUAUGAUAGAGCUCGUCUUUCCCCUGUAUCUCUCAAGUACUAUGCUUUCUGUCUACGUGAAGGCAAAUAUAAUGUGAUGCUCAAGUUUGCUGAAAUUUUAUACACCGAAGAUACAGACUAUACCAGUUUGAGGAAGCGUGCAUUCGAUAUUUAUAUUCAGGAUGACAAGUUUAAGGUGCUACAUGAUUUCGACAUUAGAGAGCAGGCAAGAGGUCCAGAUAAACCAAUUACCAGAAAUUUUACAGCUGUGGUAGAUAAAAAUAAGACUCUAUUGACGAUCCACAUGUACUGGGAUGGCAAGGGGUCUAGUGGGUAUGGACCUGCUUUUAAUGGACCUCUAAUAUCAGCUAUUUCCGUGACUCCUGAAUUCAAAGUUCACAAUGAGAAACUACGUCCCUUACAUAAUGCACUGAUUGGGAUAGGUUCAACCAUUAUUCUUGUGCUGCUUUUAUUGCCUUUUGUCUGGAUGGGCUGGUUGAGAAGCAGAAACUCACCCAAAAUAAAAGUAGGUGAAGAAAAAAAAGAGGAAGGGACUCAAGACAAACAUGUCACCCUCAAAGAAUUAAUAGAUGCUACCGGAAAAUUUAGCGACAAAAGUAUAAUUGGUAGUGGCAGUCUUGGGAAAGUUUAUAAGGCACAACUACAAGGACAGAUUAAAACUACUGUAGCUGUGAAGAGACUUUCCUCUCAUUUUAAAGAAAAUAUCCAAAAAUUGAAAAAGGAAAUCAAAUGGUUAUAUGAAUUGAAGCAUGAAAAUCUCAUUAAAUUGUUCGAUUAUCAUAUUGAGAAAGACCUCCAACUUCUUGUUUAUGAAUACAUGGAAAACAGAUCCCUGGAAGAUGCCUUGACUGUCGACUCAAAUACCAGAUCAUUGAAAUUUACUUGGGAUACUAGAUUCAAGAUUUGCUUGGGAAUAGCAAGGGGUUUGGAGUAUCUACACAAUCAUCGUAAACUAAAUAUUGCUCAUAUGAAUAUUAAAGCUGUUAAUAUUCUUCUUGAUGGAGAUCUUGAGCCAAAGAUAUCAGAUUUUGGAUUGGCACAUCUUUAUGUUGAUGAGAAUCAAUUUAAGGUCAUCAAAAGAGAAGUUUCACAAGGAUAUAUGGCACCCGAAUAUUUUCAAGGAAAUUUGACGAUUAAAGCUGAUGUUUACAGCUUUGGGGUGAUCCUACUUGAAAUUGUUUCUUGGAAAAAAAAUGUGAUCAAAUCACACAAUGGAACUGAGGUUCUUGUGGACACGGCUAAUGAAAAACAUGAACAAGGAAAUCUCAAGGACAUGAUUGAUAAAAAUUUGGAAAAUUGUGAUACACAACAAGCCCUGACCAUACUGCAAUUAGCAGUGAAGUGCACCAGUAUAGCCCCUAGCGUGAGGCCUUCAAUGUCUGACGUUGUGAGUGUUCUUCUAAAUAAAAAGAGGAUUGACGAGCUUUUUAGAUCUGCUUCCCCUAAUGUUGGGGAAAAGAUCAAGGGUAGCGGGCACCUUGCUUAUGCUGAUUCCUUGGGCGCCACUUCUAUUGACCUUACACCAUCAACUUCAUCUCCUUCUACCAAAACCAAAGCUGAAUUGGAAAGUAUUUCUGUAGAUGUUCCUAUGAAAUCCUGAGGCAAAUUUGCGGACGCUAGUUAUGGUCUAGCAAUUGCUAAUUAAGUUUAAUAGUGACCUAUGGACCAGCUGGCUUGCUUUAUAUUUUAUAUCUGUUGUUUUUGUUGUAGCUAGUAGUAGUUGUUAUAUCUAUUGCUAUUGUUCUUUUUCUUGAACUUAAUUGAUUGAAGGUUCCUGUUUUCUGCCACGAGUAUAUGUGGCUGAGAUCAGUUAAUCGA
Rosa chinensis is the source of this 3491-nucleotide messenger RNA. Its product is annotated as probable LRR receptor-like serine/threonine-protein kinase At1g53430. The record is from RefSeq and is a predicted model, not a curated record. Gene Ontology annotation, biological process: protein phosphorylation. Bases 82 to 3273 code for a protein of 1063 amino acids. Gene Ontology annotation, molecular function: protein kinase activity; ATP binding; protein binding. The transcript is spliced from 26 exons. Lineage: Eukaryota; Viridiplantae; Streptophyta; Magnoliopsida; Rosales; Rosaceae.